AUGGAGACCCCGACGAGCCAGUCCAACGGGAUCGGAAAGCUGCUGCCCAAGUCCAUCGCAGCAAAACGGCGGCGCAACAAGAGCUCGUCGACGGCCGAAACGGCAAGCAUCAGUGAUGACGUUGUGUCGCAGCGAAGCGGCAUCGCCAGUCGCAGCACUUUUGGCAGCGACACCAACUCUCUCAACGGCAGCCUAAAGAGCAACAACACGGACCCAGCUAUCGAUGACUUGGACCGGGAAUCCACCAACAGGCCCACCGCCACCUCUACCAAUUCGUCACCAAUCGAUCACUUGACGACGGCUUCCUCGCCCUUAAUACAGGUUUCGCACGAGUCAAGACCGCUCGCUUCCGACACGAACUCCCAAAAGUCCACGCGGUCGCCUAUUUUACCCCAGGAUAGCUCCGACAGUCUCGAGUCGGCCCCAUCUCUCGACCGGAGCCGGACCACACUUGGGCCUCCCGAACUCCGUCCAAAACGAUCCUCUAGCCGAUUAAGAGACGUCUUUAGGCCGAAGAAGACCUCGAGCGACGAAAAGAGCUUAGCUUCUGAGGAAAAGUCGGAAGACACACCAGUACUCGACCGUCAUCAAACCGAGCCUAAGACCUCCGUCGACCGCAGCCGACGUUUUUCGCGGGGCCAACAGCUCGAGCCGUUGAAGGUACCACCUCGGACCCCACCUGGAGAACCAGCUGCGCCCGUCAUUGUGAACACGCCGCCGACACCGACCGAUACCCAACCAGGUCUUGCCUCGGCUACCGGUCCUCGUCGCCCCGCCGAUGCGGUUCUGGCGCAGAGCAUGAUCACCCAGAGACGGAGGGCAGGCUCCAAUGCUGGCCCAAGCAAGCUCUCUAACGUGGCCGCCCCACCACUGACGCCAACGCCCGAGAACGGCCCGGCGUCGCCUGGCAACCCUGCUGCCACCUUUUUCUCUUCUAUGUUCUCGGCGGUCCAGAACACCGCCAACUCCCUCACCACCACAAUACCCGCCCUUGCCCAGGGGCCCCCCAAAAGUAAAGGGACACCGGUAAAAGAGCAGCAGGCCGAUAGGGAGCUGGACGCCGUCGAGGUGGAAUCCGUGGCUUCGCAACGACCGUCUACAGAGCCCAAGGAACCAGCCGUUAAAACACUUGGCAUGGGCGACCUCAGUCUCAGCCAGUUGGGCAUUGCCGAGGCCCCGAGCGCAGCUCCGAGCCCUAUCAUUGCGCGCUUCUCCGACUCCGAAACCCGAUCGAGAUCCGAAUCCGCCCCAGCAGAACCGCAUAUCGCCGGCAUUGACCUCCCAGAAGACCCGAAUGCCUCCCGGCCGCGGUCCGUCCAGGAAUCAGCGGGAGGCGAGCGGACGACCCCAGCCGGCAGCGUUUAUGAGGACAAGACGGGCAUUCAUCGCAGCGGUAGCAUACGCAGCGCUAUUGGCCAUCGUAGGAACCGCGGUAGUAGCAUUGCCACCCAUGGGACCGCAGCCACUAGCACUAUCGGCGCUGCCAUUGCGGCCGCCAACUCCUCGCUGGUUAACCCAAACAUCGGCGCCCCGAAGCUUACCGGAUUCGCCGUUGCGAACAAGAAGAGAAAUCGCGAUUUUCACGUGCUAUUCAAGAGUGUCCCCGACGACGACUACCUAAUUGAGGACUACAGCUGCGCCCUGCAACGCGAGAUUCUCGCACAUGGCCGCCUGUAUAUCUCCGAGGGCCAUCUCUGCUUCAGCAGCAACAUCCUCGGUUGGGUCACGACGCUCGUGAUGAGCUUCGACGAAAUUGUCGCGGUCGAGAAACGCAGCACGGCUCUGGUGUUCAAGAACGGCCUCGAGAUUUCUACGUUGCAUGCGAAGCAUGUCUUCGCUUCGUUCGCCAGCCGCGACACCACUUACGACCUUAUUAUCAAAAUUUGGAAGCUUGGCCACCCCCAGCUACAGAGCUCACUCAAUGGCGUCCGUCUGGAAGAGCCGGGUGGCGAUCGGACAGAAAAGCUCGACGCGGAGGCGGUAUCUGUGACGGGUACACAGAGCAUUUCAGGGUCCGAGGAGGAGAGUGAGGAUGGAGAUGACGUCUACGACGAGGACGAGGAUGAAGAGGACAGCCAGGCGGGCGGGCCUGUGUCUGACGGACCUGUUUCUGACUUCACCGAAAAGGCUGUGCCACGUAAGGUCUCCGGCGGUGCGGCACCUGCCGAGAAGCAAGAGGACGGUGCCCCAGCGGGCGGUACUGACUUCCCUGGGCCCGCGACACACGCACCCACCGACUGCGGAGAUGGGCCGACGCAUUACGAGAAGGUGCUGGGUGACGAUGUUAUCCCCGCUCCGCUCGGCAAAGUGUACACCAUGUUGUUCGGUCCCGCCUCGGCAACGUGGAUGGGCCGGUGGCUCACCACGGACCAAAAGUGCACUGACCUUCAGAUGGAGGACAAGCGUGGCCUGACAGACGAGAUCAGGACGCGCAAUUACACGUACAUCAAGCCGUUGAAUGCUUCGAUAGGGCCGAAGCAGACAAAGUGCGUCGUCACGGAGCAGCUCGAGCACAUUGACCUCGAGAAGGCGGUCAACGUUCUCGUCAGUACACAAAACCCCGACGUUCCCAGUGGCAAUAUCUUUGUCGUCAAAACCAAGUAUUGUCUUACAUGGGCGGAAAACAAUGGCACCCGCAUCCAGAUCAACAACGUCAUAGAAUGGUCCGGCAAGAGCUGGCUGAAGGGUGCCAUUGAGCGCGGUGCAAACGACGGCCAAUCGCAAUUCUGCAAAGACCUCUUCGCUGGUCUCAAGGCCGCCGUCUCGUCCCGAGCACGGUCCAGCACACUGAACGGUGCGGCCACCCGCGGCAAGAAACGCGGCCGCAAGGGCAAAUCUGCCCUCACCUCGAACCCUGCCAGCGAUGCCGAGGGCGCCGCCAAGGCCUUGACCAAGCAGAGCUGGGGGCUCUUCGAACCCGCACGACCUAUUCUUAGCCCUGUCGUUGACACCAUCCGGCCCAUUCUCACCGGCAAUGUUGUCUACGGCUUACUCGUGGGGUUACUGGUUGCGUCCUGGUUCGGGUUCGGCACCCGCCAGGGCGCGCCACGGUAUUCCCACGAUCCGGCGUACGCCAACGCGCCACAACGGCUGGCGGCAUACGAGGAAAUGUGGAGGAAGGAGGAGAGCGAUCUGUGGGAGUGGAUCGAGGAGCGGGCCGGUUUGGAGAGGCUGGGCGCCGACCCGCCGCUGAGGAAGCGGACCGUCGAUCCCAGGACGGUGGAGGAGAAGCUGAGGGAGGAGAGGAUGGAUGAGCGAGAGCUGAAGGAAGCGAUACGGAUUACCGAGGAGCAUCUCGAAGUGCUGAAAUCGGUGGUGGGGAGAGAGGGCGCGGGGAGGUGA
Molecule: messenger RNA, 3342 nt
Organism: Chaetomium globosum CBS 148.51
Lineage: Eukaryota; Fungi; Ascomycota; Sordariomycetes; Sordariales; Chaetomiaceae
Exons: 3
Coding region: 1-3342 (1113 amino acids)
Biological process (GO): intracellular sterol transport
Cellular component (GO): endoplasmic reticulum-plasma membrane contact site; endoplasmic reticulum membrane; cortical endoplasmic reticulum
Molecular function (GO): sterol transfer activity; sterol binding
Source: RefSeq, a predicted model, not a curated record